CCAGCAACAACCCGGGGAGCAGGAAAAGUUCUUCGGAGAGAGCCGCUGCUGCGCCGCCACCACCCCCAACGUCACCAUGUCAACCAGUGGCCCCUCUGGGGCUGCCUCUGCCUCAGGCAGCAACCGGCUUCAGAAAACCCAGAACCAGGUGGAUGAGGUGGUGGAUAUCAUGAGAGUCAACGUGGACAAGGUUUUGGAAAGGGAUGAGAAGCUGUCCGUGCUGGAUGACCGCGUGGAUGCCCUGCAAGCCGGAGCUGCCCAGUUUGAGACAAAUGCUGCCAAGCUGAAGAGGAAGUACUGGUGGAAGAAUUGCAAGAUGUGGGCCAUUCUGAUUGCAGUGGUGGUCGUUCUCUUAAUCAUCAUCAUUGUUUGGAGCGUGUCCUCGUGAGCCGUUUGAGGAAACCCUGGAACUUGAAGCGGUUUUCAACAAGAAACAUCAGUGUCCUCCAUACCAAGCUUUCCUACGGGUGCACAAAUCAAACGUUUAUUUUGGAUAGAAAUGUUAACUCUGUAGCCUAUAGACAAAUGUGCCUUUAUUCAAAUGAUGCGCUUCAACUUGUAAAUGCUGUUGCAGUUGGCUGAGACUGCCAAGACCUGUAUGAGUGAGGGCGAGACAUCUUAAGGCUUGGGGGUAUCAUGAUCUCUGUACUGAAGCUGUGAGUUUCUGGGUGGGUGGGUUUUCAUAGAUCAUGGGUAUUUUUUAUCUGUUUCACCUACUAUACCUGGACACGGAAGGAAACUAGCUUUCAUUUGUGCUUUCUGGAGAAUUUUUUUUCUCUUGUGCCAUUUUGGAAUCAUUGUUGCCUUAAUUAAAUAAUAUCUCCUGAUCAGGUGGGGAGCAACCAUGAAAGUUGCACACUCCAAGCACUUAAGUGCCAAUACACCUUUUGCAGUAUUUGGGACAAAACACUGUGCCUUCUGCUCUUCUCGUAGUAAGCUGCCGUUCCUCAGUGCCUUUUGCCUGGACCUGAACAAAUAUUAUAAAAGUAUUUUUGAAAACUUAUUUCUGGUUGAAUUUAACGUUUCGGCAUUGGGGGUUCUGGCAAAACUAAAACUGGCAAGAAAGGCUCCCUCAACAUACCAGCAGAAUAUAUUAUCUGUUAGGGAAAUGAGGGUCAAAAGAAACCUUGGAAAUACUUUUGACUUGCAACUCAUGUUGCUUAGGGUGGCCCAUGCAGAUGUCAGCUGCCCUCCUUGAGAGAUUUUGCCAAAGAGUGCUUCUGUCCUCUUCGGUGUGCCAGAUACUCUGGUGUGCCACAGCCCUUCAUGAGCCAAGCAGUGUGUGAUUGCGUGCCUUCUGGGUGAUUCACUUUCCCUUCCCACCCACCCCCUUGCACCCUUCGCACAACACCCCACCCCUUUGGGUCUUCUGUUCUCCUUGUUGCCCUCUGCUUAUGAGCAAAAACUGCAUAUAUGAAUGAGACCGGGUCUGUACUGUUUACCAGCAUUGCCAAACAUGUAGUCCUUGGUUCCUUGCCGACCCACCCCCUUUUUUUUUUACAUAUUUGUUAUGCAAAUUGCUAGAAAACUAGUUUUAAAGGGGUGGUGAAGAUAAAUGAAGAAUAGAUUGGUCUGCCUUAAAGAACUCCAGGCAAAACCAAAUUGGCAGGCAAUUUAUAAGGAGUCUUUUUCUUGAGACUUGUCCUGCGAUAGUUGUUAACCUGCUAGUUUUAAAGGGAAGGUGGAAUAUACGUCAGGAGGAUAAGAAUUAUGGUAAAGAUUUCAAAAAUGUUUGAUUAUUCAUGUGUUAUCAAUCCUCUUACUGUAUAAAAUGUUAUUAAAACAUUUCUUUAAACUUCAAGCUUAACCAAACACUGGAUGUGAAUUUUGCCUUGUAAGACUUGCCAGUGCCUUGACUGAAAUCCAGCCUUGUUUUGUGUAUGUGUAUGUCUUGGCCAGGGCACAAAGCUUCACACAACUUCCUGGCACUAUUAACAGGGCAAAGAAAAGCCUUCUUUGCAACUGCUUAAUAAAAAGUGGAUUAUAAGUCG
Lacerta agilis (Sand lizard) is the source of this 1991-nucleotide messenger RNA. RefSeq names its product vesicle associated membrane protein 3 (gene VAMP3). The record is from RefSeq and is a predicted model, not a curated record. The transcript has 5 exons. Gene Ontology annotation, biological process: SNARE complex assembly; vesicle-mediated transport; vesicle fusion. Gene Ontology annotation, cellular component: plasma membrane; SNARE complex. Lineage: Eukaryota; Metazoa; Chordata; Lepidosauria; Squamata; Lacertidae. Gene Ontology annotation, molecular function: syntaxin-1 binding; SNAP receptor activity. The coding region runs from base 77 to 388 and encodes 103 amino acids.